Aspergillus welwitschiae is the source of this 827-nucleotide messenger RNA. RefSeq names its product putative GPI anchored protein. Bases 142 to 738 code for a protein of 198 amino acids. NCBI's taxonomy places the organism in Eukaryota, Fungi, Ascomycota, Eurotiomycetes, Eurotiales, Aspergillaceae. The transcript has a single exon. The record is from RefSeq and is a predicted model, not a curated record.
UCUACUACUUUUCUCAUACUUCGGUAGUCUUAUCUACUUAUCAUACUACUACUACCAAACCUAAAUCUACCACACUACAUACAUACAAAACCUUCCACACACACUAUACAAACCAACAACCACCACCAACACAUACUCAAAAUGAAAUACGCUCUCUCUACCAUCCUCCUCACCACCCUCCUCGCCACCCCCUCCCUCUCCACCCCGGCGCCAGACGUCGUCAGCGACGCCAUCGGAGUCGCUCAAACAAUCGUCUCUGGCGGUGAAUCCGUGGCAACCAACAUCGCCAACGACGCGACCUCCAUCGCCUCAGACAUCAGAACUGGCGGCGGCGCAGCCUACUCCUCCCUGACCUCCGACGCCGGGGACGUGGCCUCGAACGCCGAAUCUUGGGGCACGUCCGUGGCGUCGAAUGCGCGGUCUGAUGCGUCGGCCGCGGCAUCGGAUAUCAGAUCUAAGGCGUCGGAUGUCGCCUCGGAGAUUACCUCGAAAUGGGAGAGCGCGACGACCUUGACAGGGUCGAAUGGCCAGCCGACGAGUACGGAGACGGUUAGUGGGAAGACGACGCUGACUGCUAGCACGGCGAGUGCGACGGGUACGAGUGCUAGUGGAUCCAGUGCUAGUGCGACGAGUUCGACGAGUGAGGGCGCGGGCGUGGCUAUGGCGACGCCCGGAGUUGGGUUGGGGAUUGGAGUUGCGGGUGUCGCGGGUGUCUUGGGGGUUAUGGCUGCUUUGUAAGGGGGUGAGUUGGUAAUGAUGGAGUGGGGGGACAGAUUGUUUGAUGGGUAAUGGAUGGGUCCAUGAUUGAUACCAAUGUAUAUGAUGUU